Molecule: messenger RNA, 5199 nt
Organism: Naegleria fowleri
Lineage: Eukaryota; Heterolobosea; Eutetramitea; Acrasida; Naegleriidae
Exons: 1
Coding region: 1-5199 (1732 amino acids)
Biological process (GO): 5S class rRNA transcription by RNA polymerase III; transcription initiation at RNA polymerase III promoter
Cellular component (GO): transcription factor TFIIIC complex
Molecular function (GO): DNA binding
Source: RefSeq, a predicted model, not a curated record
AUGGACCAAGUGCUGGAACUUGCCACACUAGAAGUUGCUUUGGAAGGCUUGAGAGGAUGCUCGUUGGAUCGGUUAAUAAAUCUGAUGCAAGAGUAUCAUCCCGAUAUUAUCAUGGAUGAGGAUAUGCAAAGGGCUUUGUGGAUGAACCUAAUUAGAAGCCCAAAACUGUUAAUUUAUCGUGUCUCCGAGAAUGCUUUGUCCGAUGAAACAACGAAAGAGGUUUCUGCUCCAUCAACGUCUAAAACUCAAAAAAACAAAAAAGCGCCUUUAAAAAAUGAUUACCAGUAUACAAUUGAAGGAUUUGCAGAAUAUGCAGAAAGCAAGAACGGUUUUGAUAAAAGAUUUUCAAAAAAACGAGAAUUAAUACAAGACUCUAAUUGCAUAAAUCAGCCAUCAGACACGUCAUUUACUGCUAGUAGUUAUUCUGACAUUUGUUUGGUAGCCAAUUUUGAGUAUAGAAAGUAUGCUUUGGGGAUGGAUGUUAGAUCUGACGUGGAAAUUAGCGAAAUUCAAUUUUGCUUGUUAGAAGAAGUUGGAAGAUCUAGAUACACAGGAAAAUACCAAAGUGACCUUACCAAGUAUUUAAAUAUUGAUUCAAGAUCUACUCUAUAUCACUUAAAGCGAUUAUAUGGUCUCAAUUUGAUGUUUAAAAAGUCUGCAUACGAUCCACGAUUGAAAACAACAUCUAACUUGAUAAGGUUAUUCAGAUUUGCCGAUACUAUGAAGCAACAACUUUUUGUCAAAAAAACGAAUGAAGUGGUUCAAGCAGAGGGCAUGUUUGAAAAAUUUACACAGGUAAAGGAUUCUAUUGUGGAUACUGUGGUGGGCAUGUUAAAAAGAGCCAAGGGAAAUAUUCUAAUUGAUUAUGAGAUUCGAAAAAAGCUAUUAGAUUUCAUUGAAGACGACACAACUCAAAAGCACAAAUGGGACAGAUUAAAAGGCAUUUUACAGUCCAGCGGAAAAGUAGAAUAUUUCAAAGCAAUGGUAGACAAUAGAUUGACUUACUGUGUUAGAUUAGUGAAUAACUCUCAAAAUUUAACAAACAAAUUGUCGGUUGGUCAAUUGGAUUUGACAGAGGAUGAACGCCUUCUUACUCCUGGAUUUGAAAUGGAGAGACCUCAACUUUAUCAAAUGUUUGAUUACAUCGGAAAGAUGGGAGGCAAGAAUGGUUUGAUUCAUAAUGAAAUUUAUCAACAUUUCAUGAUGACUGCAAAAAUUAGUGGAAACUUGUGCAAUGAUUUGAGAAAAGAAUUUGGCGUUUCCUCUGUUGCAGAAAAAUCAGAAAAACAAAUGACAUACAGAUUUUCUGUGCCUUAUUCAUCAGAGGAUAUAGCCCAUGAUACAACAUCUACAACUGACCAUAUAACUACUCAAGAUGCUGAGACAGAGCCACAAGUAUUGUUCCCUACUAGAUUGAGCAUUACUAACAAACCUAGGAAGAAAAAUCAAAGAGAUAAAAUGGAAGAAGAAACAACCUCAGAUCACAGCGAAACAAGCUCUCAGAGUGAUGAAGAUAUAGAUGAGACCGAGACUCAGUCUUCAACAUCAGAAAACAUCACUGCACCUGUUCCUACAAACUAUUAUCGAACUAACAGCAAAACCAAAGGUCCAAGAAAGGAAGUAAUUACCAAAGAAUUCUCGGAUAGAUGUAAAUUAGCUCUUGAUUUUAUCAAAGAAAAGAAAUGUGUUGCUCGUUUUCAGUUGAUAGAACACUUUAAACAAAACAACACAACUUAUGAAAGUAAGAGCAUGACAAGAUUGAUACGCUACCUUGAAAAUAACAAGUUGGCAAAGAAGAUUCACAUCACAGUCCCAAAUCUUUUUGGAACAACUACAAAAGAGCAUAUCUGUUUGAUAGACUAUUCUCUUGAUCUUCAGUCUGAUGUUGUUCAAGAAUUUACCAAGAGUCUUUAUUCAAGCGAGGUUCAAACUAAUUCUAAAGAAAAAGUCGAUAGAAGUACAUUAGAGUCGCUUCAAGCAAUCGACCAUAUUGAGCCAAAAAAGACACCAAAAAGAUCUUUGAAUACCUCUUCGUUCCACUUAUUAUUGAACGGCUAUAUUAAUGCCAAAAUGGUCAGAGUGAAAGUAUUCCACAAAUACUUAUGGAAACAAGCAUUGACUGGAGCAAUUAACUGUGAAAGACUGCGCCUGUUUGACAUUUAUAAGAAUAUGAGUGUAUUAUUAUUUUGUGAACUAGUUGGUUGUAUUAGCAGCGUUGUUGUUACCCCUGAGAAUAAGGAAAUGCUGAAAAAUACUACCAUUGAUAAUGCUCAAGAAGAUAUCAAAAAAGCAAUAGAGUCGUCUGUUGUGGGAAGGCGUUCAGUAGCUCUCUCUAGGGUAGAACAAUUUAUUGACAUCCUCAACAAGUUGGGAUUAGUAGAGAUUUUACCUGAGGAAUCAGCAUCAAAGGUAUUCAAUCUUGUGAAGACUGUAGAGUUUCCAUUUCCACAACAGUUUCCUUCAACCGAAUACAGAAAAGUUACAUUUAAUACGUUAGAAGAUAUCGAUGAAUAUUGGGACGACCUCGAGAUGUGCAGCAUAAAUAUUGAAAAUAUUAGAAAUGAAACAACUGAUAGUGACGACGAGCAAAAAACGGAAGAAACGUCAAUCUUCUCAAAAAUACCUGACCUUGGAAAAAGAACUAGCUGGUCAGAAUUGCGCCAUUUUACAGUACGCCACCUGAGAAUAUUGGAAUCCUUCUACAAGGAUAAUAAGCACCCUUCUCCAGAGGAGUGUUCCAGCAUUGCAAAACAAUUAAGACAUCCUGUAGAACAAGUUAUUCUUUAUUUCUAUAGGUAUAGAACAGAAAUCUUGACAAAUAGAAUUGAUGGAGAUUCAUCGAUCAGAAAUUCAAGAAAACGAAGAAGUACCAAGAACAAUGAUUUUAUUGUCAAUGAUGAUGAGAUUGAAUACGAGGAGGAACAAACAAGCAACGAAGAUGAUACAAAGGAUAAACAAGAAAAAACAGGACCAACCGCGAAACGUCUCGGAUACGUAUCUAGACUAUUUAUCGAUAAAGCAUCAGAAACAGUUAAAUGGAGAAAAAAAAAGAACAAACCCAAAGAAAAGACACUGCCAACUAGAGACCAGAAAUGGACUACUGAACAGGAUUUGAAAUUACUUGAAGGUUUGUCAAAAAUUAGAGAACUUGAUCCUGCUACUGGAACCUUUUUAGCUAAGCCAAUUAAAUGGCAACAGUUGGCUGACUCUAUUGGCGGAGGUAUGACAGCAAAUAGAUGUAGACUAAGAUGGACUAAUGUUCUAAGGAAGCUGCCUUGGUGUCGUCGUGCGCUUGAACUAGCCGUAGGUCAUAGAGAAUUGAUGAAAAACAAUCCAAAUAUUGAAAAUAUAUCUAUAACAGAUCUUGUUCAAAGCUGUAAAGACCAAUAUAAGAUGGGAUCAAACGCAUCCCAAAACCCCUUGAUGAAUUUUGAGCUUCCAAAACAUAUCGAAGAUGUAAAUAGACAUUUUAAGAUUAUUAGAUUUGAAGGGAUCAAAAACGAGGACUUAUGUUCGACAGAUAUUUCCGAAUGUGAUGCAUCCUUAGAGAGUCAGUUAAGAAAUGCGUCCUUACAAAAUCUUUUCAAGAUUAUUCUGUUGACACCGGACGAAUGUUAUGACGUAAAGUUGGCAAACAGACUCGUAAAGCGAUUCAGGCCCAAAGAAAUAAGUCAAUGUUUCUUAACCCUUCGAAAUAAGUCAAUAAUUUCAAAGUCAAAGCGAGGCCUCCGUAUGAAAGGAUAUCAUCUUAAUGUUAACUUUUCAGCAAGAAUGACUUCUAGCCAUUUUCCACCAGAAGUUUUUGAAGAUGCACCAAAAUUUAGAAAAGCAGCAUUGAUGCUUGAUAUGGAGGAGGAUUCUGAGAACGAGGACGAAUAUGAGACUAAGCAGGUAAUUUAUUCAAAAGACGGGCCUUGUUUCAAUCCACAGGCAUCUGGAGGGUCUGUUGCAGCAUGUAUGAGUCUAGUGAUACUCAAAGAGAUAAAACUAAUUCCACAGGUAACACCUUUAACAGAUGAGGAACGAAAUCAAGCAGGCAGGAGUGAUAAAGAACUGGACGAGGAUGAUGGAGGAGGAGUAAGCAAUCACCUACUAAGGGUUGGUGCCAUCAGACAUGGCGAACACGACUCACAUUUUAUUGCUGAGGGAACUAACAUUAGGAGCUCACAAGGAGCUUUGCAAAUGCCAGAAUGGAAUAUCAGCAUUGCUUCUGUGAUGGAGGCCGACCUUUUUAACACGCUUGGAGAGGAACACCAAACGUUAGCCAAGAGAACAAUUGCUGAAUAUGGCACAGUUAUGUCAGAUAUCGAAUACUCAAUUGAACUUUCUGGUCAGAAUAAGAGAAAGCUGGACGAUUUCUUAGCGGAUGACAAUCAGGAAGAAGAAAUUCUUUCAAAAAAACAAAAAGAUGAUCACCCUCCAACCGAAUCCGAAAUUUCUGCAUAUUUUCAAACCUUUGCAGCUCAGAAGUCUCUACCACGAGAAUUUUCUGAACAAGAUAUUCAUUUGCUUGAAAAUCUUGAAUGUCAAGAAUUGAAACCCAUUGUAGAGUAUUUAUUAUUGACCAAGCAUGAAAAUUGUGCAUUCUGGAUUGACUCGAUCAUUUCUGUGUAUAAGUUUAUCGCCGCAAAGACAAACAUAGGAGCCUCUAUGAAUGAACUGCAACAAGAAUUUUCAUCAUUAUUUGACUCUGAUGAUGAAGUCGAGUUUUCUCUACAAGAGAUAAUUCAACAGUUGAUUAAUUUUGAUUGUGUUAUGGAAAUUAAUUCGGAAAAAGAAUCAAGGUUUAUGACUUCACGGGAGGCUAAAUUACAUACCAUUCCAUACCAUGACAAUGGUGUGAUGUUACACAGACCAAUCUCUGUAUUUCUUCAACUGAAUGGCGAGCUUAACGAAAGCUUGUUACAAAACUUUAAAAGGUGUCUUGUUUCAAGAAUAAUGAGACAUCCUGGCAUCUUGGAAAAAACUCUCAUCUCUUCCGUUGGAGUAAUUUCAGCACAUGAUAUCAGAACAGUCUUAAAGAUGCUUGAAUCAGAAAACAUUAUCACUUCGACCUAUUUCCAAACAUCAUCCAAGCACAACCUUGCAUCAAAAAACACCUUAUUUAUGACUGAAGAAGAAAUAGAAGAACAUUAUUCGGAGCCUCGAUAUGAGAGAGCACUUUUUGUCACUCCACGCUAUGUUUUCCUUUCUCAAUAA